This is a messenger RNA of Nerophis lumbriciformis (worm pipefish), 4107 nucleotides long. NCBI's taxonomy places the organism in Eukaryota, Metazoa, Chordata, Actinopteri, Syngnathiformes, Syngnathidae. The record is from RefSeq and is a predicted model, not a curated record.
AUGAAUGUCACGGUGCUUCCCAUCUGGCUCUUACUCUCACUCAUGGCCGCCCAGGGCCUCACGGCACCCACAUCCAUGCCGGAGGGAAUGGGCUCUCCUUCCCCUACUGCACACGCUGACAUGAUAACAGCCACAAAAUACCUUAAGAGCUACUACAAUCUGCAAGAGGACCCCUUGGUUCCCUGGAAGAGAAGAUGUCUGACCUUUGCAUCCAAACUGGAAAACAUGCAGAUGUUCUUCGGGCUCAAUGCAACAGGCAGACUGGAUCGAGGCACAUUAGAGGUAAUGAGGAGGCCUCGCUGUGGAGUUCCGGAUUUCAAAGAGCACAGCAGUCACAUCCAAGGGGCACAAAGGAAAAAGGUCAUCACUUACUGCAUUGGCAGGUACACCAAAGACAUGCCUCGCAGCACAAUUGACUCACUGCUCGGGUCCGCUUUCCGCGUUUGGGCCAGAGCCAGUGGUCUGACAUUUGUCCGCUCGCAGACCCAGAAUGCUGACAUCAAAGUGGAGUUUGUCACAAAAGAACAUGGUGAUUCGUUUGCAUUUGAUGGACCCAGUGGCUCGUUGGCUCAUGCUUUUGCUCCAGGACAGGGUGUCGCAGGAGAAAUGCACUUUGACGAUGAUGAACACUGGACAACAAGAGGAACAUCUGGUUUUAAUCUCAUAGUUGUGGCUGCACAUGAAUUUGGCCACAUGUUGGGUCUGAAGCAUUCAAGGAACCCCACAUCAAUCAUGCACCCCAACUACAAAGCCUAUCCAUUAGGGGCUGACCUCCUUUCCCAAGAAGACAUCACCAAUAUAAAUGCACUUUACCGUAAACACAUCUGCCCACCCCAAGACCGCCCAGUAUACUUUUCAAGAACGUACCCUCGACGCAUACGAAACAGAUGCGCUCCUGAUGUGACCUUCGAUGCAGUCUCCACACUUGGGGAUGCCACAAUUUUUUUCAAAGACAGAUAUCUUUGGAUUAAACACAAUGAGGCGUAUGACAUCAAAGAAGGUCCGACUACCAACUUCAUGCCCAAGAUAGAAACCAGCAUUGAUGCUGCCUUCUGGGUACCACGCAGGUCUACUGCUUACCUCAUUCAUGAAUCAAUGUUCUGGACGGUGAAAGGCUCCGUAGUGAAGGGAAAGCCCAGAGCUCUGUGCCAUUUUGGCUUCCCAGCCUGGGUGCAAGAUGUUGACGCCGCUGUACACAUUGUUAAAACAGGACGCACCCUCUUCUUUAUGCAUGAUAUUUAUUGGAGCUACAAUGAAAAUAGAAGAGUAAUGGAUUUCGGUUAUCCAAAAUACAUCAGCGAGGACUUUCCUGGAAUUAACUCAACAAUAAAUGCUGCUGUUUACAAAGAAGCACCGACCAUCGCCCCGACAAUUUCACCAGAAGAAAAUGAAAUAGCUGAGAAUUAUCUUUCUCAGUAUUACGAUGAUGUCGGAACGAGAAACUCUACAAGGAGAAGGCUUAUUAAGACCAACUUCAUCCAAAAUCUGGAAUCCAUGCAGGCUUUCUUUGGCUUGGAGGUGACGGGGGUGUUGAAUAACGAGACUAUGGAAGCCAUGAAAGCUCCCAGGUGUGGUGUGUCAGACAUCAGUCGCUAUGGGCAUUUUGCUGGGAGACCCAAAUGGAACAAGAGGCUGAUAACAUACAGGAUCACUCAGUACACUUCAGAUCUGAGCCAGAGACAGGUGGAUGAGACUAUUCGUCAAGCCUUCAAACUUUACAGUGACGUCAUCCCACUGGAUUUCAAGCAGGUCUACAGUGGAACUGCGGACAUCAUGAUCCUUUUUAAGGGUGGAUAUCAUGGGGACUUUUUUCCUUUUGAUGGACCGGGUGGAGUUUUGGCUCAUGCAAACUCUCCCGGGAGGGAUCAGGGAGGGGACACACACUUUGAUGACGAUGAGCAGUGGACACUCACACAAAGAGGUGUGAAUUUGUUGCUGGUGGCAGCACACGAGUUUGGCCACGCUUUAGGAUUGGACCAUUCCAGAGACAGACGUGCACUUAUGUUCCCCACUUACAAAUAUGUCAACACAAACGGUUACAAGCUGCCAGAUGAUGACAGGCUAGGAGUCCAGGCACUUUACGGUAGCCGCACACAGCAGCCAACAAAAGCCCCUAAACCCAAUCCACCACCUGAACCAGAGCCAGAAGAUCCAACAGAAGACCCAGAUGACCCUCUUCCAAACCCUCGUGAUGAGCAAUGCAACAGCAAUUUAGUGUUUGAUGCUGCUUCAUCCAUCAGGGGAGACUUGUACUUCUUCAAAAACGGAUACUACUGGAGGAAGAGUACCAUGUUCCAAGGAAUCCGUUUCACUAAAGUGAACACAAAAUGGUCACAGAUUAAUACUGUUGAUGCCGCAUAUGAGGUCCCAAACAAAGAUGCUUUUUAUCUCUUUGAAGGUAAUCAGUUGUGGGGCAUUAGGGCCUUUGCAAAAACAAUUCUACCAGGCUAUCCAAAGUCACUGACUAGCCUCGGCCUGCCGUCCUCCGUCAGUAAAGUGGAUGCAGCCGUCUAUGUGGCAACGACCCGAAAAACAUUGCUUUUUGUGAACAAACAGUAUUGGAGCUAUGAUGAGACAAGGAACCGAAUGGAUACUGGAUAUCCAAGAUCCAUUUCCAAUGACUUCCCUGGUGUUGGUUCCAAGGUUGAUGCAGUUUUUGAGAAUUUUGCAAGUGAACCGCCCAGUGAAAUUGCAGCAAAGCCAAACCUCACCUGGCUUGAUGCUUCUCAGAUUGUUUUGGAGGAAGCGGGACAUCCCAUGCACAUAAAGGAGAUCAAGCAACGGAUCAUCGACCGAGGACUUGUUCAGUCCAAUGCAAAGUCAAGUCUGGAAGCGGUCAUGUAUCGCGAGACAGAUGAUGAGCGGCAGCAGGCUCUGAAGGCCUUUGCCACCCAAGCCUUCCUAGGCACGCCGCAGCAGAACACGGCCUCCGUUUCAGGAUCCGGGGGCAGCAGUGGCGCUCCCUUUCCAUCCAUAGCCAAUUCAGAGAACAAAGUAAAAAUGAGGAGAGGUACACGUAAAAAAAUGAAUGAAAAGUAUCGUCUGAAGUACCAUCGACUGCGAAAAGCAGCACGUGCCUUGAUAUUUCAAAAUGCAGCUUUGCAUGAUGAAGCUGCCCAUUUAGAAGAGAAGGUUUUAAGAGCAAAGGAAGAGCGGCAAUUGCUGCUGUUGCACUACCAGUCUCUAUCAGAGGGUGACUUUUUACCCACGCCCAGCUCCACCAUUCAUUCCGCUGUGCCACCGACCACAACAGGCUGUGGCUCUGGAGUACCAGCUGGCGUGUGUGGAGCACACAACCUCUCACCAAUUGUAGCAGUGGAUGAGGGGCAAAUUAAAAAACCCAAGAAAGAACGCAAAGAGCGAGCCAGAGAGAAUGGAAAGGAUGAGAUUCCUAAGAAAAUGACAAAAAAGAGAAAACUGGCUGAUGGUUCCCGGAAACUGGUGCAACCCAUCCCACUUGACUCCAGUGGUCGCCCCGUCUUCCCCAUUGUGCUCGGAGGUUUAACAGUGUACAGCUUGGGCGAGAUCAUCACUGACAGAAUGUUUUUCCAUGACGAAUGUGCUAUCUACCCAGUGGGCUUUUGCAGCACUCGGGUUUUUGCCAGCAUGAAAAAUCCCGAGCUACAGUGCCUCUACACCUGCCAAAUUAAAGAUGGAGGAAGCGGACCACAGUUUGAGAUAGUACCUGAAGAUGAUCCCAAGAAUGCCAUCGUGGCUUCUUCUGCCCUGACGUGCCACUCCAACCUGCUAAAGGCAAUCGCCUCAGUCAGUUCCAAGACUGUCGCCCCGAUUGUGCCAUCUGGAGCAGACUUCUUCGGCUUUUCUCAUCCCACCAUACAGAAUCUCAUCCAGAGUUGCCCAGGAGCGCGCAAGUGUAACAACUAUCGAUGGAUACGUUUUGAAGUGUGUCGCCCAGGCGAUGGGCAGAAUUUGAUUCCUCACAGCCUGUCUGACGAUGACCCCUCCAUCAACUUUGAGGCCUAUCAGCAACACCGACGCUUUAGCGACAAGACGGAGCAAAUCGCAGCACAGGCACCGCAGUGUCCUAGUGCCUUGCAUCUGGCUGUUGCCUCGGUGAAGCCGUCGACCUCCUUUUUCAGCUCCUGA